GGGCGGUGCGGGCGGGCUGCGUGUGCGGGCACCGGGCAGCGCAGCCCGGCGGGUCCCCUUCGGCGGGCGGGAGGUGAAAUACAGAGGCCUCUAAGUAGCUUGAUGCAGUUAGGGACUUCCCUCCGGGAUGCUUGGAUGAGCAGGAGAGAGGAGCUGCCUCCCCGGAGAGCCCGGCGGGCAGCCAGGCUCUUCCUCUUCUUAAUUUAGCGGGCGCUUGUGAGCGCUGACAGCAGCGAGGGGUUCUCGCUUUUUGAGAUGCGCGGGCAGGACUGAGAAGAUUUUGCUCACUGUAGGACGCAGAGUGGCUUGGAUUUGUCAGAGGGAAAUGCUGCAGCAUGAACCCACCGCCUAGAGAGAAGGGAUCGCCCCUCCUCGGCACCGCUCCCUGAGCCAGCCCGACAGCCGCCGUCCGGCGGGGAGAGCCUGCACGGGGGACUGACAGCGGGAGCAGCCCAGCCCUGCCGCUCCAACCGCCCGGCUCCGGCGGGAUGCGCUCGCCGCCGCCUUCAUGCUGGAAGGGGGGACCCUGAACCGCCGCUCCGCGCCCUGCGAGCCUCUCGGGCAAGGACCCCCGGGCAGCGGCGGGGCCCCGCGGCGUAGCCCGGUCCGGAGCCCUCCACGUGUCACCUGCCGGCGGUCCCCGGUGAAGGCGCCCGCUCCAGCCGGUGGUGCGGGGGGACAUCCCUGAGCCCUUCGCCGCAGAAGCCAGCGGCGUCCCUCCCGGGGAGGCGGCGGAGCCCGCCCGGCGGCCGCGAUCCGGUGCCCCAUGGUGGUGCUGCGGAAGCUGCCGGGCAUGCCGGGCUGGCCGGCGGCGCUGGGGCUGCGGCUGCCGCAGAAGUUCCUGUUUCUGCUCUUCCUCUCGGGCCUGCUCACGCUGUGCUUCGGGGCCCUCUUCCUCCUCCCCGAUUCCUCCCGGUUCAAGCGCCUCUUCCUGCCCCGCCGGGCCACCACCUCCGCCUCCUCCUCCUCUUCUUCCUCCGCCUCCUCCUCCUCCUCUGCCUCCUCCUCCUCCACUCGCGACACCGACCUGCCCCGCAGCCCCCCCGCCGCCGCCGAGCCCCGCCACGCCAGCCCCGCCGCCCCCCGCCGUCUCCGGGAGAAGCUUCGCACCGCCGCCCGCAUGGCCGGCCCGCCGGCCCACACCGCGCCGGGCUCCCGGCAGCAGGUGCAGGGCGGCGAGCGGCGAGCCCAGCCCGCCACCGGGGCUCCCCCAGCCCGGGAGACGCGGGCUCCGUUCCGCUUCGACUACGAGCGGUUCCGCCGGAGCCUCUGCCACCCGGUGCGGGGCAGGCGGUCCGGCGAGGACCCCGAGACCCGCGCCCGUAGGAUGAAGAUUAAAGAGAUGAUGAAAUUUGCUUGGGAUAACUACAAACAAUAUGCACUUGGAAAAAAUGAACUGCGACCACUUACUAAGAACGGCCACAUCGGUAACAUGUUUGGAGGCCUUCGAGGAGCUACGGUGGUAGACGCCUUAGAUACUCUGUACAUCAUGGAACUCGAGGAGGAAUUCCAAGAAGCAAAGAAGUGGGUGGAGAAGAGCUUUGACUUGAACGUGAACGGAGAAGCAUCCUUGUUUGAGGUGAACAUCCGCUAUAUUGGAGGACUGUUGGCUGCAUACUACUUAACUGGAGAAGAGGUGUUCAAGAGUAAAGCUCUGGAACUUGGAGAGAAACUUUUACCAGCUUUUAACACCCCCACUGGUAUCCCACGUGGCGUCAUAAAUCUGGGCAGUGGCAUGAGUUGGAGUUGGGGCUGGGCAUCUGCCGGAAGCAGCAUCUUAGCAGAAUUUGGUACCUUGCACUUAGAAUUCCUGCACCUCUCGGAGCUCUCUGGCAACCCGGUGUUUGCAGAAAAGGUGAUGAACAUCCGGAAAGUCCUGAACAGAGUUGAGAAGCCGCAGGGCCUUUAUCCCAACUUUCUCAGCCCGGUGACAGGGAACUGGGUGCAGCACCAUGUCUCCAUUGGGGGGCUUGGGGACAGCUUUUAUGAAUAUCUCAUCAAAUCUUGGCUGAUGUCAGACAAGAAAGACACUGAAGCUAAAAAGAUGUACGACGAUGCACUAGAGGCAAUAGAAAAGCAUUUGGUCAAAAAGUCUGCUGGAGGAUUGACCUACAUUGCUGAAUGGAGGGGUGGCAUCUUGGAUCACAAAAUGGGCCACUUGGCUUGUUUCUCUGGGGGCAUGAUAGCACUUGGAGCUGAACAUGCUGGAGAGGAGAGGAAGCAACAUUACAUGGAUCUCGCUGCAGAAAUAACAAACACAUGUCACGAGUCUUAUGCACGCUCAGAUACCAAACUUGGUCCCGAAGCCUUUCGCUUUGAUGCUGGAACUGAAGCCAUGGCAACCAGACUCAGCGAGCGCUACUACAUCCUACGGCCAGAAGUGGUAGAAAGCUACAUGUACAUGUGGCGGCUGACACACGAUCCCAAGUACAGGCAGUGGGGCUGGGAGGUUGUGAAGGCCCUGGAAAAACACUGUAGAGUAGAAGCUGGUUUUUCUGGCAUCCGAGAUGUUUACACCACAACUCCAACCCAUGACAACAUGCAACAGAGUUUUUUCCUCGCAGAGACUCUGAAGUACCUCUAUCUUCUGUUCUGUGAAGAUGACGUGCUGUCCCUGGACGACUGGGUGUUCAACACAGAGGCUCACCCCCUGCCAGUCAACCACACGAACUUUAAAGCAAGCGUGCAGUAGUGAGGCCAUUGCCCAGCACCCUGCUUCUGCAGCAUUGACGGGUUACUGCAUUUCCUUUCCAUUAAAGGAAUUCGCGUUGUUCCUAAAAUGGUAUUUUGGGGCACUAGUCCAAUUCCGGACAGUAUUAUAUUGGGAAGAUGAAACCAUGAUGUAAGCACCUUCUUUUCCUCUGUGAGGAGCUCUAUUAGCCUGAUAACGAGAUGUUUAUUCUGGGCCAUAUUGUACACAGUUCAUAGACAUUCCUUUAUACAGAGAAUUUAUAUGAAAUCCACUGACUUUGCUUUAUAGUGGCCAAAGGACUGGAAGUUUGCCAUAAAAUAGACUUCACACACACACAAACACACGCAUACACACACACACACAUCCUCCUUUCAUUUUUCUGUUUCAUUUUUGCCUUUUAUAUACUCUUGGAUUUAUCACCUUUCUAAUUAGUGAUUUUCAAUAUACUGUGCUUUCUAGGUGGUAGGCUUUCUAGGCUCUUUAGGAAGGACAGGAUAGGAGAACAAGGAAGGGGAGUUGCCCUUUAUGUGAGAGAGCAGCAUGGAGCUCUGCCUGGGGAUGGAUGAGGAGCUGACUGAGAGCUUAUGCCUUACGAUUAAAGAGAAGACAGAUAAAGGUGACAUUAUAGUGAGUGUCUGCUGUAGGCCACCUGACCAGGA
Tyto alba (common barn owl) is the source of this 3351-nucleotide messenger RNA. RefSeq names its product mannosidase alpha class 1C member 1 (gene MAN1C1). Gene Ontology annotation, cellular component: extracellular exosome; endoplasmic reticulum; Golgi membrane. The record is from RefSeq and is a predicted model, not a curated record. Lineage: Eukaryota; Metazoa; Chordata; Aves; Strigiformes; Tytonidae. The transcript is spliced from 13 exons. Bases 767 to 2692 code for a protein of 641 amino acids. Gene Ontology annotation, molecular function: mannosyl-oligosaccharide 1,2-alpha-mannosidase activity; calcium ion binding. Gene Ontology annotation, biological process: carbohydrate metabolic process; N-glycan processing.